Penicillium oxalicum is the source of this 738-nucleotide messenger RNA. Its product is annotated as exosome non-catalytic core subunit CSL4. NCBI's taxonomy places the organism in Eukaryota, Fungi, Ascomycota, Eurotiomycetes, Eurotiales, Aspergillaceae. The coding region runs from base 1 to 738 and encodes 245 amino acids. Gene Ontology annotation, cellular component: cytoplasm; nuclear exosome (RNase complex). Gene Ontology annotation, molecular function: RNA binding. The record is from RefSeq and is a predicted model, not a curated record. Gene Ontology annotation, biological process: RNA processing. The transcript has a single exon.
AUGGCCACCUCCGUACCAACAUUGGCAAUUCCCGGGCAACGCCUUGGUUCAAUUACCUCAUACUCCGCUGGUCCUGGUACACACGUUCAGCAAUCGAAUAUCUACGCCUCUAUUGCUGGUCCAGUGGUUGUCGACUCUGCGCCUUCGCAGACAAACAACAAAUCCACUCUUCGAGUUUCACGGGUCUUGGCUGGUGCUGAUCAGCUGAAGUCAAACUCGGCGUCCACGGCUGCUCCCAAGAAAAAGCCACGAUACAAUACUCUUCCCGCUGUCGAUUCAAUCGUUCUUGCUCGGGUCACUCGAGUGCAGAAACGGCAAGCGACUGUGUCCAUUCUCGUCGUGCUCGAUGAAACAGCCCCGGUCCACCCUGGCUUGAACCAAAGUGCAUCCGAUAAUGACAAUAUUGCGUCGAUUUUGACCACUGCUGCAAAUCCAGAGAAUCACAGUAGUACCGACGAGUUGCGGUUCCAAGCGCUCAUUCGAAAAGAGGAUGUCCGGGCGGUGGAGAAGGAUCGUGUGGUCAUGGACGAGAUGUUCCGUGUGGGUGACAUAGUUCGAGGCUCGGUUCUCUCGCUCGGUGAUCAGAGUUUCUACUAUCUGACCACUGCUCGAAAUGAUCUCGGCGUGGUCAUGGCGCGCAGCGAGGCCGGCAACAUGAUGUUCCCCGUGAGCUGGAAGGAGAUGCGUGAUCCAGUCACCGGAGCAGGAGAACAAAGAAAGGUUGCCCGGCCUUAUUGA